Molecule: messenger RNA, 1749 nt
Organism: Lingula anatina
Lineage: Eukaryota; Metazoa; Brachiopoda; Lingulata; Lingulida; Lingulidae
Product: malignant fibrous histiocytoma-amplified sequence 1 homolog
Source: RefSeq, a predicted model, not a curated record
AUGGCUAACAGACAAGUAGCAGCAGAAAAUGAAUGUCUUGAUCUCUUAUAUGGAUUACAGUUGUCUCCAACGCCCCAGAUACUAGAAACUGUGUUGCAAUGGACUAAACUAGAUAUAAGUCAUGCUGAUAUAGAAGACAGUCUACCUGAGUCCAUUGACAGGUGCAAAAAUGCUAAGCAUAUAUUAGCAGGGGGUAACAGGUUAUUUUCUUUACCACAGUCCAUAUCCAACCUGCCACACCUCACAGUGCUGGACUUAUACAGGAAUGCCUUCACAACAUUCCCCAUAGCACUCUGUCACCUAACUAACUUAGAAGAGCUUUACCUGAAUAACAAUAAGCUGUCUGAUAUACCAAAGGAAAUCGCAAAUAUGAAGGGGCUCAAAAUAUUCAUGCUCGAUCACAAUGCCUUAACGACAUUCCCCAUAGCACUGUGUGGCUUGACUAACCUAGAGGAGCUUUACCUGGGUGACAAUCAGCUAACUGACAUACCAGAGAAGAUCAUCAGGCUGGUGAGACUGAAAAAAUUCUGGCUGUAUAAGAAUGAAUACACUAAAUUCCCCAUAGCACUGUGUGGCAUGACUAACUUAGAGGUUCUGUAUCUGGACAAAAACCAGCUAUCUGACAUACCAACAGAAAUCAAUGGGAUGAAAGGACUUAAAAUAUUCUGGCUUUCUCACAAUGAAUUCAAAACAUUUCCCACAGCACUGUGUGAUUUGACUAACUUAGAAGAGCUGGACCUGGGUGACAACCAGUUAUCUGACAUACCUCCUGAGGCUACCACAAUGGACAAACUACAGUCAUUUGGUAUGUCAUUUAAUAAUAUAACUCACUUGCCAGUUGAGAUGAAGAACAUGGCAAGUCUAAAAGAACUAGAUGUGGUAGGUAAUCCUCUGCUACAACCACCUAUACAUACAGCCAAGCAGGGACUAGAUGCCAUCAAGAGGUAUUUUCAGGCCAUUACUGACACCAAGGCAAUCCAGUCAAGUAGAAUUCAGGUCAACUUUCUUGGUGAGACAGAAGCAGGAAAAACAAGCAUUUCAGGAACACUGCAAAGUGGACAGUCAACCCUCACAGAGAUGGUAGACAGGACAAGAGUGGUAAAGCAGGGAACAUGGGAGGCUGACCAAGAUAUUGCCUUCAAUAUCAAUGACUUUGGGGGGCAUGAGGUCUACAAAAUAGGACAUCCAAUUUUCAUGUCCAAACAUACCAGUAGCUUGGUUUUCAUCACUUUUGACCUUUCAAAAUAUGAUCCAGAAAAUGAGGCUCAUUAUCAGCUCUAUAUUGGAGACUGGAUUGACAAGGUGCAAGCACAGAUGCCAGGGAUACAAAUUGCACUUAUUGGAACUCAUCUUGAUGAAGCUGAAGCCCAAAGUGUGGAAACAAAAUGUUCUGCAAUAAAGAAACAACUCGAAGACCACAAAAACAAAAAUAAAAAGUGGUAUGAAAUACAAAAAGAGACUGUUGAGAAUAAAAUACAAGAAACAAGUGACUUCCCACCAGCUAUUCGCCAGGCUUACCAAGAAAAAGUAGAUAAAAUGCAGUCCUUGUCUCAUCAAGUUCAACCCAUCCAUGAGCAUAUUUUCAGGGUGAGUUCCAAAAACAUGAGUGGAGUUGAAAAUUUGAAAAAGUACCUCAUUGAUUUUGCCAGGGGAAAUGCUGAAGUUUUGCCAGGAAUGUGGGUGGAUGCAGCCAAGAACAUCUGCACCAAGAAACAAGAGGGCUCUGAGAACACGCUUGGCAGUACUUAG